GUUACUGUACCUCCCUCUCUCGUUCGUGAUACCCCACGUGGCAUGUUUUCUGCGCUCUCUGCACUCUUCCUCUCUGUCUCUCUCUCACACACCCCGACCCCGCCAAUUUCCCUCCCCGGCCCCCUCCCGCUCACCCCCCCCCACCCGUCACCCACACACACACUUUCUCUGUGUGCGAAAUCGUUCCUCGCUGUACCGAUGCAGCGGGCAUCUUUUCUCAGCGCUGCUGUCUCAUGAGGGAGAGGUGGGGAAGCGGUGGAAAAUAUGAGAAUGUUGCCCUGUAUUCGUUCAUGUAUUCGUUGAUGGUGAGCGCCACGUGGAAGUGUGGGAGAUUGAGGAAGUCGGACAGAGACGACUUUCAGGCAUAGUAGUUCAGCGAGGAAAAAAGGAGCGUGUGCAGGGUUCUUCUGCACAUCUUAUGUUUCAUGGCAGCAAACGGAAAGUGAAGUCUUAUAUGUUGGUUGAGAGAAUUGCUAGUGCUUGACUGAGGCGCUACUUCUUUCAUCAUCUAUCAAUGGCUGCCAUCCAGGCACGCCCGAAUGGAGGGGAUCCGGAUUGGCUGUCCAAACUGAGCUUGCCUUCGUCCGACCCAACCCUGAGAUCUGAGAAGUUUUGCCUUGUCACAGGUGGUAGAGGGUUUGUUGGUCGGCAUCUAGUGAAGAAGCUCCUUGAGGAAGAAUGGACUGUGCGGAUCUUUGACCUGGCUCCUCAGUUGGUCCUUUCGGAGGAAGAAAAGCUAGGCAUCUUGGGGACUGCUGUCCUUCAAGGACGUGUUGUGUUCAUUAAUGGCGACUUGCGCAACAAGGAGCACAUUAUGCAAGCUGUGCAGGAUGUGUCAACUGUGUUUCACAUGGCUGCGCCGAAUCCGCGCGUCAAUGACUACGCACUCCAUUAUGAGGUUAAUGUUGAAGGAACUCAGAAUGUUAUUGAUGCAUGCCUCGAGGCAGGUGUUAAGAAACUUAUCUACACCUCAUCUGCAUCAGUUGUUUUUGAUGGAGUUCAUGAUAUCAAGAAUGGAGACGAAAGCUUGCCUUAUCCAGAAAAGCCUCUUGAUGCAUACUCGGAAACGAAGAAGCAGGCAGAACAGCUUGUUCUACAAGCCAAUGGCCGGAAUGGGUUGCUUACAAUCUGCCUAAGGCCCAGUGCUGUCUUUGGUCCUGGAGACAAUGUCUUCCUGCCAACAAUUGUUGGUAUGGCCCGAGCUGGUAGAAUGAAGUUCAUUAUUGGUUCUGGUGAAAACGAGAUGGAUUUUACCUACGUCGAAAAUGUUGUUCAUGCACACAUACGUGCGGAAUCUGCUCUUGUUCCAAGCAAGGCGAACGACGAGUAUGACAAUCCUUCGGGAAAGGUUUACUUUAUCACAAAUGGGGAGCCUCACAGAUUCUGGGACAUCGUGUUUGAAAUUCUUACGUCCCUUGGAUAUGACUCGCCGAAAGGGAGUCUACCUCUCUCAGCAGUGCUACUGAUGGCCCAGGGGAAUGAGCUUUUUCGUAAAGCUCUGGCGCCUCUUGGCGUUCCUCUUGGGGAUUUUUCUCCAUCGAGAGUAAAGCACACGACGGUGUGGCGGACAUUCUACUGCAGCCGUGCGGCAAAAUUGUUGGGCUAUGCGCCUAUUAUCCCAUUAAAGGAGGGACUGAGGCGAACCAUAGAGGCGUAUCCUCAUCUGAGGGCUGAAAAUGCGCCAGAAAUGGCUCGUGAUUUCUCUGCGUCGAAAGUUCAUGCCAAAUUGGGAGGUGGAAAAGUUGCCGACGUCCUGCUAUGGAGGGAUGCUUUGCAAACGACAAUAGUGUUUUCGUUUGCAGUCGUCCUUUUCUACCUCCUCUUUAUGUCUAAGUUCACACUGGUAUCCCUUUUUGCGGAUGCAGCAAUAUUGUUCUCGAGCAUUUGCGCACUUUAUGGAUUCUCCAACAAGGUUCUUGGAUCAUUCGGAUACGAACUUUGGGAUAUUCCACCAGUUGAAGACUUGGAGUUCAGGGAGGAAUCAACAAGAGCGAUCGCCACAAGGAUUACGUCAAGUGUGAAUGCGCUCUCACCUUUGCUGACAGUGCUGCUCAAGGGGAGGAGCCCGAAAGUGACAUUGAAGGCGAUUGCAUUCUUCUGGUUGCUGGCAAAGGUGGGAAGAUUCGCUUUGCGUGCCCAGCUUGGUGUAUUGAUGUUUCUUGCCUUCAGCAUCCCAGUUAUGUACGAUCGCAACGAGGAAGCAGUAGAAAAGUUGGCUGUGAUGGCGAAGAACAGAGCCUUGGAAGUCAAGGAUCAGACUCUCAGUAAGCUCCCCCCAGCUGUCCAGUCAAAAUUUGUUGCUCAGAAAGCAAAAAAGAGGCUGUGAAUGUUGUUGACCUCUUAAUGGCAACAGCUCCAGUCAUUGUUCCAUGGCACCAUGCCAUCCAUAUGUUGACCUCUUAAUGGCAAACUUUCUACUCGGGCACACAGAUUUCUUCUGUGUUGGGCUCAUAUUGUCAGGUGCUGGCCAGUUUGCUCAGAAGAGAUCGUUCCGUUGACGAAUAGAUAAAUACCUCCAUGUAUU
Messenger RNA from Chara braunii, 2524 nucleotides. NCBI's taxonomy places the organism in Eukaryota, Viridiplantae, Streptophyta, Charophyceae, Charales, Characeae. The record is from the annotation of a GenBank genome assembly.